AUGCACACGUCAUGUUUUAAUUUAUUUAUUCUGUCAUUUUUAACUCAUUUUUUUUCAACGGUUUUAUGUAGCGACGCAGGAAAAUAUGGUUUUAGUUAUUCUGUUGGCAUUUGUGCGGAUACAUCAAAACUAGCCAAUGUCAGCGUUAGUAAAACUAAAGCAUCAGAAGAACCCAUUCCGCUGGGUAGAAGAAACGAAACGCAAAUCAUGGGCGGAGAUACUUGGGUGAUGGUUCAGUAUGGAUGUUCUCAUUGUUUACCAAGUACUCAGUGCCUUGGAAAUCGUAAUGUUUCCAUUUACAUUGUUUGUGAUCCGAUUCAUCACGAUAAUCAUAAAUUACAAUUAGCUGUAGAAAAUGAUUGUUAUAAUCAAUUUGUACUUCCUACAUCUUUCAUAUGCACACACGAAGAAAAAGUAUCCGGGACUUCUGUAUUUUUUAUAUUACUUUCAGUCGGUUUUUUUAUGUAUUUUCUUGUGGGUGUGAUUUACAGAAAACUCGCGCACAAUGCUCAGGGUUGCCAACAAUUACCACAUUUUAGAUUUUGGCAAAGAAUAGGAGGAUUAUGCUCUGAUGGGUGUAAUUAUGUGUGUAGAUGCGAUACAGAACCUGAAGAUUCAUGGAAUAACAUAACGAGUAAUUUUGAUGGCGGUGACAGGGAUGAUGCAUUAUUAAAACCUUAA
Molecule: messenger RNA, 681 nt
Organism: Pediculus humanus corporis (human body louse)
Lineage: Eukaryota; Metazoa; Arthropoda; Insecta; Psocodea; Pediculidae
Product: Cation-dependent mannose-6-phosphate receptor precursor, putative
Exons: 5
Coding region: 1-681 (226 amino acids)
Biological process (GO): protein targeting to lysosome
Cellular component (GO): trans-Golgi network
Source: RefSeq, a predicted model, not a curated record